AUGCUGAGCCAACACCUGCGCCGCCGGGCGGCGCGGCUCGUGCGGGAAGCGUCGACGUUCCAUCUCUCGACGAGCCAGGAAGCGCUACUGGCCUCUGUGGCGCCAGGCCGCGUGAGCAUCGUCCGCGGCCUUCCAGGCACGGGCAAGACCACCGCGGGGGCCUCGCUGCUCGGCAGCGCCACGACGCCGACGCUCGCGUUGACACCCCAUGGCUUUGACUCGUCAUUGCGCCGGCGCGUUGAAGCCCACACGCCAAUUGGAUUUCUCGAGGCGCAAGACGAUGUGCGAUUGCUCUCGAUCGGCGCGUGGAGCGAGCGCUUCCGCAGCGACUACGGCCACACGGCCACCGAGAGAGUGCUCAGCCACACGGCCGCCAAGAUCUUUUCGGCGCCCAUGCUGCGCACGGCAGUUAGCGACACGCUGCGCUGCUUCAACGAGCUCGAGCGCUACGGCGUGUCGCCAAGUGCGUACGCCAAUUACAUUCAAACCGCGCUGACGGACCCGGCAACCGCGCGCCUCUCUGCGCAAUCGUUUCUAGACGUGCUCGCGAACCAAACCGACCUGUGCGACGCGUAUACGGCGUACCGAGAUCUGUUGCACGAGGCGCAUUGCAACACGCAUGACGGCGUUGUCCUCGACGCACUCGAGCUCGUCGAGACGCACCCGUACUACCUCCACGCCUCGCUGGCCACAACGGCGCAGUUCGUCGUCGACGACCUGCACCUCUGGAGCCCCGGGGCCGUUUUGCUACUCGCGCGCAUGAUGCUCGCGUCGGCCGAGAAAGCGUGGAUCCUCUUCUCGGACCCGUCGUUGCCUGGACCCCUCGAUCAGCUGCGCAUGGGCAAGGACUUCACUGAGAGUACUUGGUCGGCACCAGCGGUUGCGCCGACUGGCAUGCACGCCAUGGCCUACGACAUCCUCACCAAGGCAUCCAACGUGGUGUUGCCACCGUCGGUGCAGCUCGUUGCGCACACCAGCAAGAACGAAGUGUCGAGCAUGGCUGCUGCGAUUCGCGACAAGCACGCGCGUGGCGAGCGCCUGCUCGUGGUCCUUGGCGAGGCGGCGCGCGUCGACGACCUCGUCGCGGAGCUGCAAGCACUGCACGUGCCGCACCUUUCGCUCGAGCCAAGAGACUUGUUUGAAACGGAUGUCGUCUCCACGGCGUACUCGCUCCUCCAGACGCUGGCGUCGCCGUCCGACUCGAAGCACCUCUUUCACCUUCUCAAUACAUCGCCCGAGAUGGACCCCGUCGUGCUCGCACGCAUCAUGGAGUCGUCCACGUCGCGACACAUAGACCUGUACGAGACACUCGUGUUGGCCGGGCCCGACCACCCGCCGAUUGCUGCCUUUUUGAAGCGCUUCCAGACACUGCGCGACGCGGCCAUGAAGCUCUCGUGCGCCGAGCUACUGCAUCUCUACUUGACCGAAUCAGGCACAUUGGAGGCGCUCCUCCACCCGGCCAACGAACACGAUGUCGCUCGAUCCGAGGCACUUGCGGCCUUUCUUGACGUCGUCCUCGACGCCCAGCGACACAAGCAGUCGCCGUGCGUCCCGUUUGUUGUGCCAUAUUUGACGCAGCUCCGCGAGACCGGCCGCUUACGGGCUCCGAGCAGCCUCACCUUUGCGCUGGACGACGCCCUGACCGACCACCGAGUGCUGGUGGCCUCCCAGCGAUCCGCGUGGCGACUCCCGUCGCACGUCCAGGUCGACACGCUGAUGCUACUGCAGUGGCAUGACAAGGCUUUUCCCGGCCGGAAGCCCCGAGGCAUCGGAGCCGGCAUUCUGCCAUCAAGCCUACUCGAAGCGCAGGCGGGCUGCAAGUCGUCGGGCCGCGACGAAUACUUGGAUACAUGCCGGCAGCGCUUGGCCUCGCUUCUGCUCCGUGCGAGGGCCUCCGUGCUCAUCUCGCAUACCGCCGAUGCACCAAUCUCGAGACUGCUUGCGCCGUGGGCGUCGUUUGUGGCCACCACGACCGAUCGCGUCAGUCACGAGGACGCCACGCCACCGCCGACUGCCGUCGUCGUCGACACCAACGCGCCGUUGCCAUUGCACCACUUGUCCUUUUCGCAAAUCGACGAGUACAUGCGCUGCCCGCACCGCUAUUACCUCUCGCGCGUGCUCGGGCUCGAACCCAAGGCCAACUCGAGCAUGGUAUACGGCCGCAGUCUCCACGAAGCCAUUGCGACCUACGCGUCGGUCGCGCCGCAUGCCUCUGCCUCGGAGGACGCCCUGGCCGCUUUUGCAAAGGCGUGGACUCCUGGCAGCUGCCGGUCGCUUGCUGAAGAGCGCAUGCUUCAAGCCCAGGGCGCCGCCGCCCUGCGCUCGUUCAUAGCCUACGAAGCCGAUCGCACCAGCUACAUCGAGUGCAUUGAACAAGAGUUUGAGUUUCACGUGCCCGAGGCGAACGUGCUGUUUCGAGGCGUGUGGGACCGCGUCGAGCGACGGGCCGAAGACGACGUGUUCAUUGUCGAGUUCAAGUCCAACUUGGCCGAUGCAGCCCGGGACAACCAAAGGCUCGCAGACGAAAGCCUCCAGCUCAAGCUGUACAUGCUCGCGUACCAUCGCUUGACCGGAACGCCGCCCAAAGGCGCAGUCCUCCGGUCGCUCGAGACCAGCCACGGACGCAACGCGCCGGGAGUUGUCGCGCACUCGGUCGAGACCGACGACGCGGCGCUAAGCGCGAUUCAAGUGACCGCUCGGGCGAUCCGAGCGCGCUCUUUUGACGCGACGCCGUCGUUCCUUGGCUGCGCGUUCUGCGCGUUCCGCGAUAUCUGCGAGAAGAAGGCGGCGAGUGCCUAAUGCACGUCCUCUAAGAACUUACCGUCCUGGAGGCACGACGAUCCUGAUCGCAUCCAGCUAAUUGUACGAGAGCGGCUGGCGACGACAUAUUAC
Messenger RNA from Saprolegnia parasitica CBS 223.65, 2892 nucleotides. RefSeq lists its product as hypothetical. Bases 1 to 2799 code for a protein of 932 amino acids. The transcript is spliced from 12 exons. Lineage: Eukaryota; Oomycota; Saprolegniomycetes; Saprolegniales; Saprolegniaceae. The record is from RefSeq and is a predicted model, not a curated record. Gene Ontology annotation, molecular function: ATP binding; hydrolase activity.